UCACGAAACACGUUUCGCAUAGAAAACCGUACGCGAUAACUUAUGACGCAAAAUUGGUGACCCAUGCUCGAAAGCUCGCCAAAACAAGAUGGGCCAGUCUCGUGCGGUCAGCAACGCGAUUGGUACAUAGAUCAUCGUCCUUCGGUAUUACUGAGUGCUCUCAGAACAGGUGAGAUUUUGUGAAGCAUGACUGACUCCAUCGGCGGUCAAGGUUAUCCAAUGAACUCUUUCCGAGAACUAAUCAGUGCCGAAGAUUGCGAGCAAAUUGUACGAAACGCAUUGGGAUCUGAUAAGGCUGCGGUGAUCGAGUACACGAUCACGAAAAUUCCUGGACACAUUGGAUUCUUAGGAGAAUAUCUCCAGCUGGAAGUGCUGGUAGAGAAUAAUGGACAUCAGUCCAGUGAGCGCUACUUUCUGAAAUCGCUUCCCAUUACGGACAAGAACCAACGAGCCAUGAUGGUGUCGUUGGGAUUUUUCCGUAAAGAAGUUGUAGUGUACUCUCGGAUACUAAGCGAGUUUGGUCACAAUGAAGCAACAUCAUGUAAGUGGCGACCGAAUUGCUAUCUCACCCGAGAGGAUCUCAUCGUUCUGGAAGAUCUAAAGUGGCAGCAGGGAUUUAGCAUGAUACACUUCCAAACGGCACUAGAGCAAAGCCAUCUUAAUCUGGUGUUGGAAUCGGUGGCUCAGAUGCACGCUCUGUCUUUGAACUACGAAUACAAUUGCGUCGAUGGUCAACGUUUGGACGAGCUGUACGCGGAUGUUCUCUUUGAGACGACCGUUAUUCGAGAUAACAGUUGGUUUAUGGCCGGCUUAAGCGGUAUUAAAGCAAUUGCGCUGAAUGGAACCAAAUACUGUGCAGAUCCAGCAAAGAAGCAAAUCAUGGAGCAGCAAAUAGAUGAAAAACUAAACGAAAUUUUUGAGGUUGUCAAGCCCACACAUGACUUCCAAAGCGUUCUAGUUCAUCGUGACAUUUGGCUCAACAAUCUAAUGUUUCAAUACGAGAAAGACUCCUCAACCGGAGAAGACAAGCUGGACACUCCCAAGAGUUGCAUUCUAUUGGACUUCCAAAUUUGUCGUUAUUUGCCACCGAUCGUUGAUUUUAUACUGACUCUCUAUCUCACCACGAGACGAUCGCAUCGUGAUGAAUUUUUCCAGGACUAUCUGAGUUUCUAUUACGAACGCCUGUCUGAUAAGAUGCGAGGAUUCGGACUGGAUCCAGAUCAAGUUCUAAGUCGCAGUGAACUGGAACGUAGCCUAGGACACUACAAAAUCAUUGCGCAAGUCUUUUCCGGGGUUUAUCUGGGCUUGACUAAUCUACCGGAAAAUGUGUUGGACCAGUUGCACCAGGACGAUCCGGAGCUGUACCACCAGUAUUGCAACAGCAAUCGCGAUGAAUUCUUGCUGAAAUAUCUGCGAGAGGAUGAGUUUUACCGCGAAACGAUGACCGAAUGCGUGGAGGAGAUCGUGGAAUAUUUUUUCGGGUUCGGGGAAGAGGAUCAAUAAAAGAGCAAAAUGUCUAAGCCUCAGAGACUGGGUGCAAACUUAAAAACUUAAA
Aedes aegypti (yellow fever mosquito) is the source of this 1555-nucleotide messenger RNA. RefSeq lists its product as uncharacterized. NCBI's taxonomy places the organism in Eukaryota, Metazoa, Arthropoda, Insecta, Diptera, Culicidae. The coding region runs from base 187 to 1503 and encodes 438 amino acids. Gene Ontology annotation, molecular function: protein kinase activity; ATP binding. The transcript is spliced from 3 exons. Gene Ontology annotation, biological process: protein phosphorylation. The record is from RefSeq and is a predicted model, not a curated record.